CGCGGGCGCGUGAACGCCGCCUCGAAGACACGGCGAACGAGCUUCACGGUCGCGCGGAGGAGCAGCGCGCGGAAUCGACAGCCGGCGGCGAGCGGAGCGCGCGACGGUCGCGGAGACGCCGGAGACGCCGGAGAGAAAAAGGCAUCUCGUCGAUCGGGGAAUCGAUCGAUCCGAACGCGCGGCCGUCUCUCUCGCGCCGCGCCCACGGAACGACGAGACGCGCGGUAGCGGCGGCGUUCGCGGGAACGUCCCGAGAAGACCGGAACCAUGGCGAUGACGCUGGAUAACCCGUCGAAGAUGGACCCCGGAAAGGUCCCCGCGCUCGUGAUGCGCAGCGUGGAGAACGCGACGACGGCGCUUCGGGACGGAGACGCGGACCGAGCGAUUAAAAUGAUGCUGAGCACGGACGAGCUCUGUCACAAGGUGAUCGCGCCGCCGACGAUACACGGCCUCGCGAUGCGCGUCUUAUCCGACGCGUACCUCGCGAAGGAUAACAUGGAGGACGCGAAGAAGGCGCUGGAGAAGGGGUUGUCGUUGUGUAAGCCGCACGACGGCAGGGCGAACAUGCCGCCGUUCAUGAAGGCGGACCUCAACGGACGCAUGGGCGACCUCCUCGUCGCGCUCGGCGAGGUGGAGAACGCGAUGGGCGAUCACAAAAAGGCGGUGCAACACAUGCGUCAGGGCGCCGAGCGUUUCGAAGUUCUCGGGCAGCAAGAGUUCGUCGCCGCGACGCAUAAUCGCAUCGCGCUGACUUUAUUACAAGCGGGGAAGCACGAGCUCGCGUUAGCCGCGGUGCUCGACGCGGAGAAGCUCGCGGGCGAGCUCGGCGAAGGGAACGAACACGAGGCGAACAUUCUAUCCACGACGUUUUGUUACAAGGGGAGAUGUUCGGUGAUGGCUGGGAACAUCGACGGGGCGCGGGAGGCGAUGACGCAAGCGCUGCGGUACGCGAUGGCGAGCGGGAACGAUAAGGUAAAGGAGGAGGCGGAGACGUUUUUAGCGGAGCACCCGAGUAAAGUGGACGAGGCGGCCUUUUUAUGACAAGGAUGCCCCGCGCCCUCGAUUU
Molecule: messenger RNA, 1066 nt
Organism: Micromonas pusilla CCMP1545
Lineage: Eukaryota; Viridiplantae; Chlorophyta; Mamiellophyceae; Mamiellales; Mamiellaceae
Exons: 3
Coding region: 268-1041 (257 amino acids)
Molecular function (GO): protein binding
Source: RefSeq, a predicted model, not a curated record